Messenger RNA from Giardia duodenalis, 585 nucleotides. RefSeq lists its product as uncharacterized. The record is from RefSeq and is a predicted model, not a curated record. The transcript has a single exon. Bases 1 to 585 code for a protein of 194 amino acids. NCBI's taxonomy places the organism in Eukaryota, Fornicata, Diplomonadida, Hexamitidae.
AUGUUUUCUACAGCGGAUGCCCUCGAUAUGGGGACCGACACUCAGCUGUCAGGUAUCCGCACAGACCUAAUUAACGCCAUGAAUGCAAAGCCUCGGUAUAUCUUGAAGACGAAUGCAAAUAUGGUUUCUUUCAAAGACAUCCUCAGCGCCAGUGAGCAGGACGGAAGCUACAUGUAUGCAGGUAUUACGAAACCCGCAGACCGACUACUUGUCAGCCGUCUCCAACUUCAUGACCAAGCUCUUUUGAUUCACUCGGCCCCUGCACGCAUGGCCGGGGCACAUGCCAUCGUGGAAGUUGCCGGACGGCCGCAAACAUAUUUCGAUCUCAGUCUUCGACGGCAGGCCCAUCGGGUUCCGCUCCGUUAUAUUCGAGCCUUACGACGAGUAAUUCCACUCAAGCUCCUCGUUCAGGUUGGUCGAGAACUUGAGAUAGAGCUAUUCAGCGAAAAAAGACGACUGACGAUCGAUCAAAUUACGGAGGCUCAGUUUAUAACAUUGCUCAAGUUGGAGGAGAGCAGGGAAGAGGCAGAUGGCGAGGCCACUAGACCGAGCGAUAGCUCCUCACAUAGCGAUCUCAAUUGUUAG